Molecule: messenger RNA, 561 nt
Organism: Acaulospora morrowiae
Lineage: Eukaryota; Fungi; Glomeromycota; Glomeromycetes; Diversisporales; Acaulosporaceae
Source: the annotation of a GenBank genome assembly
GAGAUGUCGCCUUCAUUGAUGAUCAAGGUCAAUCGAAACUUAUUUAUUACUGAUCGUAUCAAAGAGUUUAUUAAAUAUAAGGGUUUCCAGGUUGCACCCGCGGAACUAGAAGAAAUCUUAAUCACACAUCCGGCGGUGUCAGAUGCCGCCGUGGUUGGCUUUUAUUGUGAACCCGAAGCCACCGAAUACCCCUUGGGUUAUGUUACACUUCGAGCAGGCUACGAACAAUCAUCCGAGCUAAUUCACGAGAUCAAAAAAUACAUUGCUGAUCGAGUGGCACCGCAUAAGAGGUUGAGAGAUGUAAUUUAUAUUGAUAAAAUACCUAAGAGUGCAGCAGGAAAAUUGUUAAGAAGGUUGUUGAAGGAGAAAGCCAAAGCGGAAAUAUCUGAAGACUUUGAAGAUUUCAAGCAGCUUAGUAGUGUGAAAAAUCUCGUCCCUGUUCUUAUCAUUUCCGUUGGUUUGCCGGCUUAUCACGCGGUUAUGGAUGCUUUUGCAACAAACGGUCAAAAUAAGCGUAGAGAUGAGAAUUCUCGCUGUCUUCCACUUCACAACCGUCGUUGA